GCUUACUAAAACGAAGCAGCAAUUCGUGUCCGUGGCUUGGACGGGUGGGAUGCUGCAUGUUAUGGCAGAAAGUGCGGCGACUGGUUGAUGUAAUCGGGCUUUGAGAGACCCCACUAAAACGUCCACUCUGGCGUUAUAGUUGAGGCAGGCAUGACGCCUAGCCACCCCACUAUAACUACAAAACCUAAACACCAGCACGUCUGCGCAACUUCUCUUCUUCAAUCUUUUCCCCAUCGACAGACUGCCCAUCAUGCCGUACGGAAAGACUGACGAGCUCGCCAUCAACACCAUCCGAACCCUAGCGGUCGAUGCCACCUUCCAGGCAAACUCCGGCCACCCGGGUGCCCCUAUGGGCAUGGCCCCGGUUGCCCACGUCGUGUUCAACAAGUUCAUGACUUUCAACCCCAAGAACCCCAAAUGGGUCAACCGCGACCGCUUCGUUCUCUCCAACGGUCACGGAUGCAUGCUCCAGUAUGCGCUGAUCCACCUGUUCGGCUACAACGUCAGCAUUGACGACUUGAAGAACUUCCGCCAAGUCGACAGCAUCACCCCCGGUCACCCCGAGUCCCACGACACCCCCGGUAUCGAGGUCACUACUGGCCCUCUUGGUCAGGGUUUCGCCAAUGCCGUCGGUCUCGCCAUUGCUGAGAAGCACACUGCUGCCGUCUUCAACAAGCCCGGCUACGAGCUGAUCAACAACCACGUCUACAUGUUCUUCGGUGAUGGCUGCGCCAUGGAGGGUAUUGCUAGCGAGGCUGCCUCCACUGCCGGUCACUUGAAGCUCGGAAACCUCAUUGCCAUCUACGAUGACAACCACAUCUCCAUUGACGGUGACACCAAGUGCGCUUUCACUGAGGAUGUCAGCAAGCGAUUCGAGUCCUACGGCUGGCACGUACAGCACGUCGAGGACGGUGACUCCGACCUCGAGGCCAUCGAGAAGGCCAUCGCUGAGGCCAAGAAGGUCACCGACAAGCCCUCGAUGAUCAAGCUUACCACCACCAUCGGUUUCGGUUCCAAGCUCCAGGGUACCGGCGGUGUCCACGGCAACCCCCUCAAGGCCGACGAUUGCAAGCAGGUCAAGGAGAAGUUCGGCUUCGACCCCGAGAAGAUGUUCGACGUCCCCCAAGAGGUCUACGACAUGUACCACAAGCACGCCGCCGAGGGUGCUGCUGCUGAGGAGGAGUGGAACAAGCUCUUCCAGAAGUACGGUGAGGAGCACAAGGAGCUUCACGCUGACCUGUCCCGCCGAUUGACUGGCGACCUUCCCGAGGGCUGGCAGAAGGCCCUCCCUACAUACAAGCCCACCGACCCUGCCAUCGCCUCAAGAAAGCUCUCCGAGAGCGUUCUCGAGGCCAUCCACGACGUCGUUCCCGAGCUUCUCUCUGGUUCCGCCGAUCUGACUGGCUCCAACAACACCCGAUGGAAGAAGGCCGUCGACUUCCAGCCUCCGGAGCUCGGCAUUGGUGAAUGGUCUGGUCGAUACCUGAGAUACGGUGUCCGCGAACACGCCAUGGCUGCCAUCAUGAACGGUAUGUCCGCAUACGGCACCAUCAUCCCCGCCGGUGGUACUUUCUUGAACUUCGUUUCAUACGCUGCCGGUGCCGUUCGUCUGUCCUCUCUUUCACACCAGCGCGUCAUCUACGUCGCUACUCACGACUCCAUCGGUCUUGGUGAGGAUGGUCCCACCCACCAGCCUAUCGAGACUCUCGCCCACUUCCGCGCUCUGCCUAACAUGAUGGUCUGGCGCCCAGCCGAUGGAAACGAGUGCUCUGCUGCUUACUACAUGGCUCUUACCUCCAAGGAGACGCCUUCCAUCCUUGCCCUUACCCGUCAGAACCUGCCCCAGCUUGAGGGCUCAACACUGGAGAAGGCCAUCAAGGGUGGUUACGUCGCUCUUGAGAACAAGGACGCCCAGAUCACCCUCGUUUCCACUGGUUCUGAGGUCUCCCUCUGCUUGGAGGCCGUCAAGACCCUCAAGGACCAGGGCAUCACCGCCCGUGUUGCAUCCCUGCCUUGCUUCGAAGUCUUCGAUGCGCAAGACAAGGACUACAAGAUGUCGGUUAUCCCCGCUGGUAUCCCAUCUCUCAGUGUUGAGGUCAUGUCCACCAUGGGUUGGGAGAAGUACUCGCACGAGCAAUUCGGUCUUAACCGCUUCGGUGCCUCUGGACCAUACAAGGAGGUCUACAAGAAGUUUGAGUUCACCCCUGAGGGUAUUGCCAAGCGUGCUAAGGCUACCAUUGACUUCUACAAGGAGGUCAAGCCUCUCCGAUCUCCUCUCGACCGCGCGUUCCAGCAACUCAUCUAAGCGUUUGCGUAGCGUAAGAUUUGCUUUCUGGAGGUUCUUGAGAUUCUGGAGCAUUGUCUCUGGCUUGUAAUGAGUGACGAUAUGUAAGAAGCAGCAGCCUGCUUCAUGAAGAAGGGAAAAAUAUGACCCGAGUAAAUAGAAUUUGAUUCCCCCUUUAAUUAUGUUUAGGGCAUUCUGUGAUGUUCAAACUAUAUGUAUAUUGUACCGAAAGUCCACCGUUACCUGAAGUUUGCAAAGGGUCCUACUCGGACCAAGUUUCGAAAUAUAAAAUGAUCAUCAGCAGCG
Alternaria alternata is the source of this 2590-nucleotide messenger RNA. Its product is annotated as transketolase. Gene Ontology annotation, biological process: pentose-phosphate shunt. Gene Ontology annotation, cellular component: cytosol. Bases 251 to 2305 code for a protein of 684 amino acids. Lineage: Eukaryota; Fungi; Ascomycota; Dothideomycetes; Pleosporales; Pleosporaceae. The transcript is spliced from 5 exons. The record is from RefSeq and is a predicted model, not a curated record. Gene Ontology annotation, molecular function: transketolase activity.